GAAGGAGGCUGACGUCAUUUCCGCAGGCUUACACCGGGGAAAGUUGUUUCCUGAGGCUGACACUGAACUGAUAAUUCCUGCCCUAAAGAACUGUAAAGGACACACCUGGAGCUUUAGUGAAACAUGACUUAGACUUCAGGUUUCUGUCGAUAGACGUGUUUCUGUGUCUCAGCUGGAAUCUGUCAGUGUGAGGAGAAGAUGAGUGGAGAUUCAGAGGCGAGCCUUCAGGCCCAGCUAGCUGAGUGCCGAGCUCAGGCGGAGCACUGGCAGGGCGUGGCGACGAUCUGCGAGCUGAGCAAACAGGAGGAACUGGCAGAGCUGCAAAAACAAUGUGAUCAAGAGAUCCAGUCUCUACAGGAGGCUCUCCGAGAGACGGCGGCGCAGUAUGAAGCCAGGAUAUCUGUUCUUCAGUCUCAACCCGUGGAGUGGAGGAGAGCGAGCGGACAGAUCACGAUCAGUGGAAGAAAAGGCAGGACGGAGGAAAACGCCGUCAGUAACGAUCCACAAACAUUAAACAGCCAGCGGAGGCCGAAGCGGCGUCCUCGUCUUACAGGAGGCGGUGCCCAGACCGAGCCGGAGGCGGCGGCGGAGGGGGAAGCGGCACAGCUGACGUCAGACGGUUAUUUUUCGCUGAGGAACUGCGACUCGGCGUCUCUGUCGUCCUUCUCGAUGGACACGCCCUCUCUGCCCAGAAAAAUGCACGCGCAGGACGACACAGACUCUCUGGUCUCCACGGGAACGCUGGUACCCGAGGCGAUCUACCUGCCGCCAGCUGGACACCGACUAGUCACACACGGAGACUGGGACGCACUCAAUGCUCAGGUGUCGGAGCUGAGGGAGGAGGUGAACCGUCUGCAGGCGGAGAAGGAGGAGCUGGAGAGAGAGCUCGACACACAGACCAAUCACACACACAAACAGGUGUCGAUGCUUCAGUCUCAGGUCCAGUCUUCAGAGGCUCUCCUUCAAGAUCUCAAGAAAUCUUUCAGCCAAUCACAGAGCGCCAUGCAGAGUCGGCUGGCAGAGCUGUCUCUCUCUCAGAGGAAGAUGUGCAGCGGUCUGUCCAGACUGAAGGGAGAGGAAGUGGAGGAGGAGGAGGAAGGAGCAGACUCGUCUUUCACAGCGUCACUGCAGGGGGCGCACUGUGAGGAGCGACUCCGCAUCGAGAUCGUCAACCUGAGGGAGCAACUGGACACCCGGGCCGAGGAGAACGAAGUUUUAGAAGUGCAGCUGUCCAGUCUGAAGACAGAGACCGAGAGGAUCCAGACUCAGAAGGACCAGCUGCAGGCUGAGCUGCUCUCUUGUCGCACCGAACUCGAGGCCCUGCGGGUGGCGCUGUCUCAUGUGCAGGGAACCAAUAAGUCCCUCAGCAACGACAAAGCGUCUCUGCAGCAGCAGUGUUUGGAGCUGCGCAGUCAGAUGAUCAGUAUGCGCUCGCAGGUCGACACCAGUCAGACGGUCCAGAGAGACUUUGUGCAGCUCUCCCAGUCUCUGCAGGUGAAGCUGGAGUUGGUGCGGCAGGCGGAGAGUCUGGACCAGGUGAGAGAGAUCCUGGAGGAGGGGGUCAGUGAAGCUGCGUCGUCGCCUGCAGACGCCUCGUGAGUCGAAACCAAAGAGCAGAGAACCCAAACUGAGACCAAUACGGACCGCGUGGAGUGCUGAUGGGACCAACGCAGCAGGUAACGCCGGACGGA
Molecule: messenger RNA, 1691 nt
Organism: Labrus bergylta (ballan wrasse)
Lineage: Eukaryota; Metazoa; Chordata; Actinopteri; Labriformes; Labridae
Gene: rabep2
Product: rabaptin, RAB GTPase binding effector protein 2
Biological process (GO): endocytosis
Cellular component (GO): intracellular membrane-bounded organelle
Molecular function (GO): growth factor activity; GTPase activator activity
Source: RefSeq, a predicted model, not a curated record